Molecule: messenger RNA, 1708 nt
Organism: Patella vulgata (common limpet)
Lineage: Eukaryota; Metazoa; Mollusca; Gastropoda; Patellidae
Exons: 3
Coding region: 216-1160 (314 amino acids)
Biological process (GO): signal transduction
Molecular function (GO): protein binding
Source: RefSeq, a predicted model, not a curated record
CUGUGGUGACUGGAAAAGAAUGCCGUCCCAAUUCUAGCCGAGUUGUUCCGGUAGUGUUAAUUUCAACAUGGUUGUGUCGUGAUCCUGCGUGAGUAAAUAUUGUAUUUAUGGUCGGUAGGAUUGCCCAAGGCAACACAAAACGGAUUGGGCUAAAAGGAAUUAGCCUUGUCAAAAGAGUUGUUCGAUGAGUCCAAACAUGAGAACAGUGAUGUAGAAUGGCAGAAGCGACUCAAUCACCCAACAUACCUGCUAAAUCCAAAAUGGACGAUUCAAACGCAAAGAUAGGCCUGUCGCCAUCUUUUUUAACCGCCCCGACAGUUACGCCACCUGAUAAGAAGAAAUAUAGUCUGAAUAAAGAUCGAACGAUGAAAAAGAUACACGAGGCUGCCAGCAGACAAUUGAAUGUGAAGUUGGAACAUAAACAAGGCAAGGUUGUCAUGGAACUAUCGGCAUCAGCAUUUACUAAUAUGACAAGAGCCCUGGAGCCCUAUUACCGCCAAAACGGCUAUGGAGUUUCCGAUAAUUUUCAAUAUGAUAACCAGGAUAUUCUAGUGGAAACCAAUUUAUUCAUUAAGAAUUUAGAGACAAAGAAGAAGUUAUUGACCUUCUGUAUGUACCACACGACCUGUCGUAUUUUGAUUUCGGGAGCUUUAACUGGUGACUUUCUUAAUGAACACGUUAAAGACAUUGUGAAAUCUCUGGACAGCGAAUUACAAUUAAAUGAACUUAAUAAAGAAAUCCAAAGAAUAUGUUUAGACAAACAGGCGCAAAAAUCCUCUCCAAAAGACAAAUCUACACCAGAGUGUAAGCCAGGAAUAUCUCUUCAGACAUCCCUAGAAGAUUGGAUCAGUGGUCUGCCAGAUGAUAAAAAAUAUGAAGUCAUAUCGGAACAGAAGCUGAGUACGCUUGUUGGGUUUAUUGGAACCAAUUGGGAGUCCAUAGUUUUACACUUGGGUUACAGUGAAGCUCAAAUAAACCAAGCCACCAUGAAACAUCCCCAUAAUCCCCACAUGCAGAUUUUUACUGCUCUAAAUAAAUGGCGACAGAGGGAAGCCAGUAAGGCAACGUUUAUAGUUUUGAUGACAGCCUUGAAGGAAUGUACUGUAGCCACGAUUGACUGGGAUAGGAUUAAAACGUAUGUAAAUGAAAUAAGUUAUUAAUGUCACUGAAUUUCCCAAAUAAAAUAUGACCAGGACGAUAUGAAUUUUACAUGCUUAUUGUAGUUGAAAAUUUAUUUUAAACAAUAUAUGUACAGUGUUUUGCAAAGAGUUGACAGCGGGUGUGUGGUUGGUGAUCGAGGCCCGGAGGACGGCCCUGAGCAUCUACUAUAGGGGGCUUCUAAUUAGAGAGUGAAAUCAAAUUGUUGUUUUUUUUUUCUAAAUUAUCGCUGCUAAAUUUAUUGAUUUUAUCUGUUCUUUCUCACAAUUCUGAGUGCUAGGCCCAAUAUUUGAGUCUUGGGGGCAAACAAUUAAGGAGCUCAUGACCCUAUAUUUGAGUCUUGGGGCCAUACAAAAAAGGAUCUGGGCCUAUAUUUGAGACUUAGGGCCAUAUAAUCAAGGAGCUGGGCCUAUAUCUCAACCUCAGGGCUAUAUAUUCAAGGAGUAAGCCAAAUCUCUGCACGAUAAAGUACACGUAAUCUUUGAUUUAUCGUUCUUGAAUCCUUAUUCAUUGUUUGUGUUUUGAGUAUUAAAAUAGUUUAAAGUUGUCA